This is a messenger RNA of Spodoptera littoralis (African cotton leafworm), 2598 nucleotides long. NCBI's taxonomy places the organism in Eukaryota, Metazoa, Arthropoda, Insecta, Lepidoptera, Noctuidae. The record is from the annotation of a GenBank genome assembly.
AGAUUUUCAAUGUUGUUACUGGAGCCAGGCGAGAUUUAUUUCGAGGAUUAUUCUUGUACACUCAGUGAUAAUGAGUUAAAGAAAGAAAAUGCGAAACAAGGUCGAUUAAAACUGUGUUCCAAGUCUCUGGUCUUUGAGCCCAGAGAAUGGGUACACCCACUUAUAAAGAUGCAAUUCAAAGAUUGUGCUGACAUCACAGUAGUAAACCAGCUAACUGAGAAUAACAUUAUUAGAGUGAGGAUGAAGAUGUAUGCUGAGAUGCUGGAGGAGAACAUACUGGCACCUUAUAAAUUUAUUUAUGAAGAUAGAGAUUUUUAUGUGUUCUUUGAUUUUGCAUCAGCUGAUGAAUGUUUGAGCCAGAUGCAGCAGCUUAAAAGGGCCUCUACUUUACAUGCUCCUGAGCACAAUAGUAUGAUAGCCACAAUACUCCACUCUAGGUACAUGAGGAUGGAGUUUGAUCCUGUCAUGAUGGAUGACUUCACUGAACAAAUAGUGUGUGAACUACAAGCUGAGAAAAUCUCUCCUCUUGUCAGACAUCAGGGCAAGCUAGCAUUAACUCCAACUACCAUUUAUUUCCAGCCAUUCAGUAAUGUUGAAGGUAGCCCUAUCCUUAAGUUGAAACUGAGCCAUUUAAGAAGGAUGUAUAAAAGAAGAUUUUUAUUAAGGCAAGUUGGGCUGGAAAUAUACAGUGCAGAGGAGAGCUCAGUUCCCCACAUAUAUGUAACAUUUCAGUCAGAAAGAGAUAGGGAUAGAAUAUACAAGAUUCUGGAAGAAUCACCCAAUGUGCAGCUAGAGAAGGUUCACACAGAAGAAAUGACACUGCAGUGGCAGAAUGGAAUCGUUUCCAACUAUGAUUACCUGAUGUAUUUAAAUUGCCUUGCAGAUAGGAGCAAGAAUGAUCUCACACAGUAUCCAGUAUUUCCUUGGGUAGUAGCCGACUACACUUCAGAAACUUUAGACCUAACAAAUCCAGAUACAUUUAGAGAUCUAUCGAAACCAAUGGGGGCUUUAAACCCAGACAGACUGGAAAGACUCAAAGAAAGGUACCAUGAGAUGAGUGAACCAAAAUUCUUAUACGGAUCUCAUUAUUCUGCACCCGGACUUGUUUUAUUUUAUCUAGUUCGCAAAUACCCAAAAUACAUGUUGUGCUUACAAAACGGCAGAUUCGAUCAUCCAGACCGAAUGUUCAAUUCAGUGAGAGAUGUCUACAACAACUGUUUGAGAAAUAUGUCCGACUUUAAGGAAUUAGUUCCCGAAUUUUACGAUACAGAAUGCAAAGGCGAUUUCUUGGUGAACCAGUACGAGAUCAAUUUUGGGGAGCGCCACGAUGGGACCAAGGUCAACAAUGUUGCGCUCCCACCAUGGGCCAAGUCGCCCGAGGACUUCGUAGUAAAAUUAAGGGAAGCUCUCGAAUCAGAAUUUGUAUGCAGACAUUUACAUUUAUGGAUCGAUCUAAUAUUCGGCUACCGACAAAGAGGCGAAGAGGCAGUUAAAGCUAACAAUGUGUUCCACCACGUAUGCUAUGAGGGUGCGGUCAAUCUCGAAUGUAUUUACGAUAUGAACGACAGGCACGCACUAGAGGUGCAAAUCAUGGAAUUUGGACAAGUGCCGAAGCAGCUCUUCACAAAACCGCACGUCAAAAAAAUAAUGCCGCACAUUGCUAAACCACUGUCCAGUUUACAGGACAAAGAUACUUAUAAAAUGGAAUGCGUCGAUGUAUUACAAUUGCAUAAAGAGGCUGUAACUUGUGCUAUUCGGCAUGGAAAUAGAAUUAUAUCUGUGGGAAAGGAUAGCACUCUCAAAGUAUACGAUACUGUUUUAAAAAAACAAAUAAGGAGCGUCAUUCUCAGUUCUACUCCUUUAAGUUCGUGUGUAAUGGUCGAUGAUAACACGGUAGCUGUUGGUUCCUGGGAUAAUGAAAUAUAUCUGUAUGAUGUAGAAUAUGGGAGAGUUGUGGAAAGUUUUCGUGCUCAUGAUGAUUCUGUCAGCUGUUUGUUGUGGUUAGAAAAAGAGCGUCUAUUGAUUUCGGGUGGAUGGGACGGCGUAGUUCGCGUGUGGGGCAAUGUCGGCAGGAUCGGACAGGCUCUGCGCGGACUGAAGGCGGAAUUUGAUCACGACGAGAAAAUUACAAGCCUUACGUAUAGACGCCGCCGCCACGAGAUCGACAUAAUAGCAGCUACAGGUGACGGCGAGGUGUUCAUAUGGGACUACACGUCGAAGGACCUGGUGAACAAGAUCAGCGUCCACUCGUCGCCUGUCAGCGGCGUCUGCUUCGUGCUGUCCGGAGACAGGGUCGUUACUGCCUGUGAUGAUGGAGACAUGAGGGUCACUGACCUUAGUGUUCUGGAUUCGGUAUACCAGAAACACAUGCCAGCGCCAGUGACGUCACUGUGCUGGGACGGGUCCACCGUGCUAUGGCUUGGCUGCGGAGACGGAACGUUACUGCAGUGGAACAUGUUGACGGUCACACAAACCAGUGCACAUAAGGCUCAUAAUGAUUCUAUCAACAACGUCUAUUUCGACGAGAUCUCAAAAACAUUGAUCACUGCCAGUGAAGACAAAAUAAUCAAGAUCUGGGAAACUAAGCAUAGUUCCUGA